ACCACUGUAAAAAAAUAAAAUCCACGCUCUAUAUAAGAGCGCUCUAAUUCUUCUAAAUUUCUACAAAAAUAUUUUGCAAUGGAGUUUUUCACACAGUUAUCACACUUUCUCUGCGCUUUUCUCAUCUUCGUCUGCUUUUCGAAUUCAAUCGUACCCGUCUUCUCCGAUGGAGGCACCAUCGGAAUCAACUACGGCCGCAUCGCCGAUAAUCUCCCCUCGCCGCCGCAGGUGGUGCAGCUCCUCAAAGCGCAGGGUAUCACCAAGGUGAAACUCUACGACACAAACUCCGACGUCCUCUCCGCCUUCUCCGGCUCCGGCAUCGCCCUCACCGUCGCCCUCCCGAACGAGCAGCUGGCCUCCGCCGCCGCCGGAACCUCAUUCACCGACGCUUGGGUACAGUCCAACAUCCUCGCCUACCACCCGAACACCAUCAUCGAAGCAAUCGCCGUCGGCAACGAGGUCUUCGUCGAUCCGGCGAACACCACCCAAUACCUCGUCGCCGCCAUGAAAAACGUCCACGCUUCUCUCUCUAAAAACGCCGCCUCCUCCAUCAAAGUGUCCUCCCCGAUUGCGCUCAGCGCACUCGAAAACUCAUACCCUUCCUCCUCCGGUUCGUUCAAACCGGAACUAAUCGAACCGGUAAUUAAACCGAUGCUGAGUUUCUUAAAAGAAACCGGUUCGUACCUCAUGGUGAACGCUUACCCAUUCUUCGCCUACAUCGCCAACACCGACACCAUCCCGCUGGACUACGCCGUCUUCCGCAACAACUCCGGCAACCCUGACUCCAACAACGGCCUCCUCUAUAAAAGCCUCUUCGAAGCCCAAAUCGACGCCGUCUUCGCGGCGGCGGCCGCCGUGGGUUACAAGGACGCUAAAAUCGUGAUAUCGGAAACCGGCUGGCCGUCGAAGGGCGACGAGAACGAAAUCGGCGCCGGAGUCGACAACGCCGCCGCGUACAACGGAAACCUCGUCCGGCGCGUUCUCACCGGCGGUGGGACCCCACUCCGGCCCGACGAGCCGCUCAACGUCUACCUAUUCGCGCUCUUCAACGAAAACCAGAAGACCGGUGCCACGUCGGAGCGAAACUACGGGCUGUUCUUCCCCGACGAGAAGAAGGUUUACGACAUCCCGCUCACGGUGGAGGGCCUCACCGCCGCCCCCAACAUGACGGAGAGCAAGACAAAGGUGGCGCCGGCGCCGGCUGCGGCGGCGGGGCAGACUUGGUGCGUGGCGAAUGAGAAGGCUGGGAAGAAGAAGCUGAAGGAGGCGCUGGAUUAUGCGUGUGGGGAGGGAGGCGCUGACUGCCGUCCGAUUCAGCCAGGUGCCACGUGUUACAAUCCUAGCAGCCUGGAGGCGCAUGCAUCCUACGCGUUCAAUAGCUACUAUCAGAAGAACCAUCGCAAGAGUGGGACCUGCGAUUUUGGCGGAGCUGCUUACGUCAUCACUCACUCUCCCAAAUUCGGCAGCUGCGAGUUUCCAACGGGCAACAACUAGGAUUUGGAUUUUUUUUUUUUUUGAACAAAUUGUGGGAUUAUUAUAGCUCACCUAUUUUAUUUUUUUAUUAUUUAUUAUUAGUUAAUAGUAUAUAUAUAGUAGAUUUAUCAUUUACGUGGUGGACACAUUGGUUAGUUCUAGCGGAGCGGAUAUGACUUUUUAUCUUUGGAUUUAUUUACCUACUUUUGAUUUAUAUAUUCGAUUAUAUUUUUUCUGCGAUUUGUUUAUGCAAAUAUUGUCCAUUUAUUACAUAUUAUUAU
Molecule: messenger RNA, 1754 nt
Organism: Erythranthe guttata (spotted monkey flower)
Lineage: Eukaryota; Viridiplantae; Streptophyta; Magnoliopsida; Lamiales; Phrymaceae
Product: glucan endo-1,3-beta-glucosidase 12
Biological process (GO): carbohydrate metabolic process
Molecular function (GO): hydrolase activity, hydrolyzing O-glycosyl compounds
Source: RefSeq, a predicted model, not a curated record